GCUCUACCGCAAUGACAUCCAGUAGAAAGACACUUCGAAGAUAACAAGCGUCAGUCAGUAGAGUGCAAAGUUUUGCACUGAAAACAACACAAAAAAUGGAUCCAAACGCCAGCAUCGAUGUUGAAUAUAAAGUUUGUCGAAUUUGUGUUCAAUCCACCGUAGAAGAUAACUAUCCCCACAAUGAACUGUACGAUGAAGUCAGCGUCGAAACGAUGCUCAAGGAAGUGCUAGAGAAGUUGCAGAUUCCUGACGAUGAAAACCUCGCUGUACGAUGCUGUAGCUCUUGUAGAGAGGAGCUCUGGAUUACCUAUCGCUUCAUAAAAAAGUUGGAGGACGCCAACAAUAAGAUCAAGAACCUCGAGCAUUACGUUGUGGAAGCUGACAAAAGUGAUCCCUUGACGGAAUCUCCUAGUAAAUUACAAAUAGAUGUUAAAUUGGAAUAUGAGGUAGAAGAUUACUCAACGUAUGAAAAAGAAAACACAAAUGAUUUUGAUGAAACAGACAGCGAUGAUAAACCAUUAAUGCAACGGCGAGCGAAGCGCAAACCUGGAAGAAAACGCAAGAAAGUCAAAACUGAUCCAGAAGACUCUGAUGAGAGCGAAUAUUCACCGAAACAGGAGGAAGAGGAAAACUCAUCAGCAUCCGAGGCCGAGGAAAAGGAGGAACUAACUAAAAACAAACGAACUCGAUACGCAAUCACGGCCAAUUCGCAACCGAAGCGAUGCUGUGGCUGCAAGGAACCAGUCAGCACGCACGAACAGCUGGAAGAGCAUUCCGAAAAAUUCCACCAGCAACGAGCGUUCGAUGCUGAGAUACUCGAACAGAAGCCGGAAGAGUGUUCGAUAUGUUACGAGAGGUUUGAGACGAGAAUGGAACUCCUUCUGCACCGCAGGAAAGCUUUUGCUAAAGAGUUACACUCGUGCAAAAAGUGUCCUGCCGAUUUCGCGAAUGCUUACAACCUGAGAGUUCAUUUGAAGAACAACCACAAGCGGGAGAAAAUCGUGAAACAAAUCGACGAAAUCCGCCAAAAAGUGCACAUUUGCUGCAAAUGCCACAAACAGUUCGAAACUAAAGAACUGAUGAUAGAACAUGGCAACGCGGAGCACAAAAUGCGCCAUCCCCCGGAUACGGAGAACCAGAUCGAGUGUGAAGUCUGCCAUCGUCGGUUCAAGUCGGAGCACGUACUAACCGAGCAUCAACGCAGACCGUAUCGGGCUCACCGAUACCAGUGUGCACACUGCGGAAAAACUUUCCAAGAAAAGCAGGUAUUUCUGGACCACGAGCAAAGCCACGCCAACAUCCGGCCGUACCAGUGCCACAUGUGUCCAAAGUCCUUUUCGCUGAAAACCAACUACGUUACCCACAUAAAGUACCACUCCCUGCCGAGCGAUUACUUCAAGUGCGAUAAAUGUGGCAAAGGGUUCAAGAAAAAGCAUCUCUGGCAAGACCAUCAGGUCAUUCACAUCGAAAGCGCAGAACGACCCUUCAAAUGCCAUCUUUGUCCCAACACAUUCACUCGCCAACAACUGCUGGAUUUCCACGUGAAGGAACACCUUGGGGCAAAACCGUUCAAGUGUACAAAGUGUACCUCGUCCUACAUCCACGAACGGGACUUGCGCAGGCACAUCCGGGCUAAACACGAACCUAUCGUACCGUUUAGUUGCGAACUUUGCUCGAAAGAAUUUCACCGGAAGGAUGCUUACAAAAAGCAUCUGAAGACUCACGAAGAUGAGGAGGCGAAGAAGUUGGGAUGUCAAAUUAAAUUUCCUGCUUCUGUGGCUUGGUACCGAGAAGCAGGUUCUUGGGUUUGCGUCGACAUGAAGAUCAAAUUGCCGUUACAUUCACGGCCGGCCACCGAUGGCGAGCGGAAGGACACCAUGCAAAAAGUACCGACCGGCGAGGGUUCCUUCAACGAGCAGGACGAUCGCGAUUGGCAAAAUGGCGAUGAGCAGAGGACAUGGUUCAAAUGGUGCAGACCAUCGUUCAUACCGAUUUCAAUGAUACUGCUGUUGAUUGUGAUGGUUGUGUUGCUGCCACUGCUGGACACUAACGAGAAACUAGCUGAUCAACGUCGAAAGACAGCCCGAAACAGGAAUGAUGUAUGCCUCGAGGGAUGUAGAAUCAGCAUAGUGGAGAGUAUUCCCGAGGGGCUAGUCUAUCCGAAAGGUAGUCCGUCGUUUAUGUCUACGUACGACGCGUGGAAGCUUCUGAUAAAAUCAGCUCAACAGAAGAUUGAAAUCGGUUCGUUUUACUGGUCGUUGAGACGCGAAGAUGUGUACAACCACUCGAGUGCCUGGCAGGGUGAGGACAUUUUCAAAACAUUGCUGGAGACCGGAACCAGCGGAAAUGUGUCGAUCAAGAUCGCGCAAAGCAUGCCAACUUCGGCGAAUCCCAGCGUGGACACGGAGAUCUUCACGAAACGCAACGCAGCCGAUGUACGAUCGGUGGACUUUCCGCGGCUGUUCGGAGGUGGUGUGCUGCACACGAAGGUUUGGGUGAUCGAUCGACGACAUUUCUACGUGGGCAGUGCCAACAUGGACUGGCGAUCGUUGACACAGGUCAAGGAGCUCGGAGUGCUCGCCGUGAACUGUUCCUGCUUGGCAACCGAUAUUGCCAAGAUUUUUGAUGUCUACUGGGACAUGGGAUUGCCCAACGCUCAGCUUCCAGAUCAGUGGCCAGCAGCGUACUCUACAAAGUACAAUGCCAACAACACUCUGUCUGUUCAGUUCGACGAUGAGUACAAAGUGGACACGUAUCUCUCGAGUUCCCCUCCACCGAUGUCAACGCGAGGACGCAGUCACGACGUGGAUGCCAUUCUCGAUGUUAUCGAACGUGCCGAGAAGUUCAUCCAUAUUUCGGUGAUGGACUAUCUUCCGCUGACCCUGUACACUCCAAAGACACAAUUCUGGCCAAUCAUCGACGACGCGCUUCGACGGGCCGCCAUCGAUCGCAAGAUCUCAAUUCGCCUGCUAAUUUCGUUAUGGCCACAUUCGCGGUCAUCCGAGCAGCGUUUUCUGGAUUCGCUGCAAGUGAUCUCCAAUUCUUUGCCCGGGGUCAGCAUCGACAUCAAGCGAUUUAUCGUACCAGCUGACGACGAUCAGCAGAAGAUCCCGUUCGCGCGGGUUAACCACAACAAGUACAUGGUAACGGACAACACGGCCUACAUCGGAACCUCGAACUGGUCCGGCGAUUACUUUAUCGAUACGGCCGGAAUCGGGCUGGUCAUGUCAUCUUACGAGGGUAACCGGACCAUCGUGAACGACCUGCAGGACGUUUUCGAGCGUGACUGGAACAGUGAUUACGCAAUUAGAAUGGACGAGUUUGCUACAAAGCUUCGGAAUCAGUCAAAUACGGAGAUAGCAGAUCUAGACGAAAGAUCAGUUAGCUUGAAAGAUGACUGUUCGUCCCCGGUGUACAUCACAGAGGUCGAAAUUGAGACAGAGCUACCUCUUGAGUCCAUAGAAGAAACAUCUGGCAGUAAGCACGAGCAGGUGGAUGGUGUUAUUAAAACUUCUCAAGAAGAAAACAAUACGUCAGAACCCCCGGAUGAUACAUCCCAGUUUUUGCUUCCGGAGACAGAACAGAAAGAUGAUUCCGAUAAUGAAUGCUUCCCAGAUUUAGAUGUAUUUUAUUCCUCUGAAGAUGAGAGCGAUUCUAUUGAAGAACUGAACUUUAGCUCAGACGAAGAUCAACGGGAGGGCAAACAACCUCGGAAGCGACUUUACUAUGGGGUGAAAUCAGAUUCCCAGCCAAAACGAUGCUGUGAUUGCAAAGAGCCACUCGUUUCCCAAGAGAAGGUGGCGGAACAUUCCGAAUUGUACCACCAACAGCAUCGAGUAACGAAUCCAAAGGAGUUUGGCGACAAACGGUUCGAGUGUCCCGUUUGUUUUAAGCGAUUUGAGACGAAGAAACUGUACCUGCAACAUCAGCGAAAAAUGUACGUUGACGUGCUUCAUCCGUGUUCGAAAUGUGAGGAAGAGUUUGCCAAUCUGUACGUAUUGAAGAGACACCUCAAAGUCGAUCACAAAAAGAAAUUUCUGAUCACGGAGCUUGAAGAGCUGCGAAGUCAGUCCAACAUCUGCUGUGGAUGUAAGCAGCAUUUCCCUACUGCCGAGACACUCAAACAACACGUUGAAAAGGUUCACUAUCCUGAACACGUACUUUAUGAUACAAGUAACAGGUUUGAGUGUAACGUGUGCUUCAAUAGAUUUAAAACUUUGAAAUCGCUCAAACAUCACCAACUACGAUUGUACAAAGAAAAGAAAUUUGUCUGCACUCUAUGCGGGAAAGCCUUCAGAGAGAAGAUUCGUUUAGCAGAGCACGAAAACUCCCAUCGAAAGAUUCACCAGUUUCUGUGCUCGUUCUGUCCGGCAACAUUCGCCAUGAAAAAUUCCUACGAAGUUCACCUGAAGAUGCACGACGGGGAAGAGCGCUUCAACUGUGAAUACUGCGGUAAAGGAUUCCGCAAGAAGAGUCUCCUGUUGACGCACCUCCAAACUCACAGCCUGGAUCGCCCGUUCAAAUGUCACCUGUGCCCGAACACCUUCACCCGCCAGAACAUUCUGGAUUCACACCUGUUGACCCAUUCGGACGCCGGCAAGCCGUUCAAGUGCCUACAGUGUCCGGCGUCGUACAUCCAUCAGCGUGAUUUGCGAAGGCACACGCGGGAGAAACACGAAGGUAUUCGCAGCUUCAAGUGUACCAAGUGCCCGAGGGCCUACAUCCGGCAGAAGCUACUGCUGAACAAAAUGUCUGCGAAGAUAUUCAACCAAAUCUGUCGGAUUUGCACGGAUGCGUCUGGCGACGAAAUGCAUCCGCUGUACGAAUCGUUCGGCGACGGGAAAACGCCAGCGCACUUUAUUGAAGAAUGCUUCGGAAUCACGAUCAACAUACUCGACGGCAUGCCGUCAAAUUACUGCAGCAGUUGCAAGGGAGACUUGCAGGCGGCACUCCGGUUCCACGGCCGCCUGGUAGAUUCCGAAGUCAAACUCAAGGAUAUGUUUGCCGUGCCCAAGAUUGAAGUCACCGAACCUGUCGACGGAAGUAUCUCGUCGGUUUUCAUCUCGGAGGUCUACAUCAAGUCGGAAGCGGAAGAGCUCGAACCGGGAGAAGUUUCCAAUUACGGUGGAAAUUCAAGCGAAGAAGAGUUUCAGCCUAGGCCGAAACGAAAGACCAGACUAAGCAAAAGAAAGGCAGCUAAAACGGAACAACCGCCGAUGGUUUCCGUGAAGGCGGAAAUACAUGAUGAUUCUGUGGACCGGAAAGCUGCAGAAGACGUUGAAGAUGUUAAGCCGGACACUUCGAAGCCACCGAAGAAGCGCUGGACUAUGGAGUCAGACGUUGAUUCGAGCGACGAUAGCUUGUCUGAUUACGCCGACAGUGCACGCAGCUCGGACAGCGACGAUGACGAUGAAAAUGGUCACUCGUCCAAGAAGAAACGCUUGUAUUACGGCGUCAAAGCGGAUUCACAGCCGAAGAGAUGCUGUGAAUGCAAGGACCUCUUGCUGGACAGCUACGAGAAGGUUCAAGAACACUCGGACAAGUAUCACCUGCGGUAUCGCGUGACGAAUCCAAGGGAAAUCGACGACAAUCCCUUCGAGUGUCCGCACUGCUACAGGCGAUUUGAGUGCAAGAAGGAGUUUCUUCGUCACCAGCGCAAAAUGUACGUAGAAAUGUUACAUCCGUGCCCAAAGUGUAACGAAGAGUUUGCGAACCAUUACGUGAUGCAGAAACAUUUGAAAACGUACCACAAGAAAAAGCUGAUUAUUGAACGGAUGGAGGAAUUGCGCCAGGAAUCUCACAUUUGCUGCGCUUGCAAGCAAAAGUUUGAAAGCAAGGAAGCACUGAAAGCCCACGCUGACGAUGUUCAUCUGAAGGAAAGCCAAGCGUACGACGGGGACUUGGAGAUUGAGUGUGAUGUUUGCUAUCGACGCUUCAAGACUCGCCAAUCCAUGAAGGUGCAUCAAUAUCGUAUGUUCAGAGGAAAGAAGUUUAUUUGCAGUUUGUGUGGAAAGGCGUUCAAGGAGAAAAGUUUCCUGCGGGACCACGAGAACUCUCACCGGCGGGAGAAACCCUACGAGUGUCCCAAGUGCGACGCUCGGUUCUCCAUCAAGGGUUCGUUUGAUGCCCACGUUCGACUGCACGACGCAAAGGAGGAGUUCAAGUGCGAAUAUUGCGGUCGCGGAUUCCGCACCAAGAGCCUGCUCAAGGGACAUCUCACCGUUCAUUCCGAGGAUCGCCCAUUCAAGUGUCACCUGUGUCCGAUCACAUUCACGCAGCAGCGACUGCUCGAUUCACACAUCGAAUUUCAUCUGGGCAAUAAGCCGUUCAAAUGCCAGCAGUGUCCGGCCUCGUAUCGAUACCAGCGGGACUUGCGUGGACACAUUCGCGAGAAGCACGAAGGAAUUCUAAGUUUCCAGUGUACGCAAUGCCCGAAGGCGUUCAACCGGAAGAAGCCGCUGUUGGUCCAUUUGAAGACCCACGAAGCCAUGUAAAGAUUUGUCAUAUAUCAAUAAAAUAAAAAUUUCUU
Molecule: messenger RNA, 6529 nt
Organism: Culex pipiens pallens (northern house mosquito)
Lineage: Eukaryota; Metazoa; Arthropoda; Insecta; Diptera; Culicidae
Exons: 14
Coding region: 96-6494 (2132 amino acids)
Cellular component (GO): nucleus
Molecular function (GO): zinc ion binding; catalytic activity
Source: RefSeq, a predicted model, not a curated record